UAGCUUUGUGAAGCCAACUGAUCAAGGGGGAAAUACGCACCUUUUCUUUGUUCAACUCAACCAUUUUUGCUUCCUAGGAAAAAAGGGAAGAUGAAGGAUCGACUUCAAGAACUAAAGCAAAGAACAAAGGAACUUGAACUCUCUAGAGACAGGCACGUGUCAACUACAGAAGCAGAGGAACACGGAAGGAUUCUGCAGCAAGCUGUUAUUUAUGAAAGAGAGCCUGUAGCUGAGAGACACCUACAUGACAUCCAAAAACUUCAGGAGAGUAUUAACAGUUUGACAGACGAUGUUCAAAAAUUUGGGCAGCAACAGAAAAGUCUGGUGGCUUCAAUGAGAAGAUUUAGUCUCCUUAAGCGAGAGUCGAGCAUUACGAAAGAGAUUAAAAUCCAAGCAGAACACAUCAAGAAAGGUUUGGAUGAUUUAGUAAAAGAAGCAAAAAAAUCAGAGGCUGAAACUGGUCCAUCAUCAGUGGUCACAAGGAUACUUAAAUCUCAGCAUGCCGCAAUGUUCCACCAUUUUCAGCAAACUAUGUUGAUAUACAAUGACACAAUAGCAACAAAGCAAGAGAAAUGCAAGACAUUUAUUUUCCGUCAGCUUGAAGUUGCUGGAAAGCAAGUGCCUGAAGAAGAAGUAAAUGAUAUGCUUCAUCAAGGAAAAUGGGAAGUUUUCAAUGAAAGCUUGCUUACAGAAAUCAAUAUCACUAAAGCACAACUCUCAGAGAUUGAACAGAGACACAAGGAACUUGUUAAUUUGGAGAAUCAAAUGAAGGAUUUAAGGGAGCUUUUCAUGCAUAUAUAUCUUUUAGUAGAAGAACAAGGAGAAAGCAUCAACAAUAUUGAAAUGACAGUGAAUGGUACAAAAGAGUAUGUUAGCACUACUAAAGAGAAAUUUGGACUAGCUGUGAAAUAUAAAAAAAGAAAUCCUUGCAGGGCACUGUGCUGUUGGUGUUGUCCAUGCUGUGGCUCAAAAUAAAG
Molecule: messenger RNA, 977 nt
Organism: Eptesicus fuscus (big brown bat)
Lineage: Eukaryota; Metazoa; Chordata; Mammalia; Chiroptera; Vespertilionidae
Gene: STX19
Product: syntaxin 19
Exons: 1
Coding region: 91-975 (294 amino acids)
Biological process (GO): synaptic vesicle fusion to presynaptic active zone membrane; exocytosis; intracellular protein transport
Cellular component (GO): endomembrane system; synaptic vesicle; presynaptic active zone membrane
Molecular function (GO): SNARE binding; SNAP receptor activity
Source: RefSeq, a predicted model, not a curated record